Messenger RNA from Saccostrea echinata, 2270 nucleotides. RefSeq lists its product as uncharacterized. The record is from RefSeq and is a predicted model, not a curated record. NCBI's taxonomy places the organism in Eukaryota, Metazoa, Mollusca, Bivalvia, Ostreida, Ostreidae. The coding region runs from base 78 to 1229 and encodes 383 amino acids. The transcript is spliced from 5 exons.
AAUGUUUGCUGUCAAUUCCCGCUGAUUUUGAUGGAGAUUUUACGUCAUAUUUCAAUAUAUUUCAAAAGUGUAAUCGGAUGAGGAUGUGCACUCUGACUUAUGAUGACUAUUACUAUUCAGUAAUAAAAUUUCUUGCGUCAUGUGGACUCGGGGGAAACAGCAUUUUUCAACAAGUUCGCAACAUGGCAAACUACGAAUGUUUAGCAACUAAAGAUGUUAUUCACGUCGGAAACAAUAUCACAGUCAAUGUGCAAGGGACUGUGUAUCUAGUAGUGAGUACAAAGACAAGGUGCUUUGUAAAAGGAAAGAUUAAUGCAUCACGAAUCUUGGAGCAGACCAGUGUAGAAUUGAGGAUCAGUCAUAGCAGCAACCAGAUUUGCACAGAAUGGAGUGGUGCAUUUCAUUACAAUAAGGAUUUGGCCUGUUUAGAAGGACUAGAUGACGUUUUAAUUGACGUGGAUGUCAGGCAAACUAAUGCAUCAACAAUUCUAUGGAUUGAAAUAAAAGGGGGUCAUCUGCAAAUAGACUGCAGAGAAGAUCAAUUUUCUGACCACCCUCUAGCUGGGGAAUCUAGCAUGAUUCUCAUCUUUAUACUUGGAGGAGUGGUUGUUGCACUGGUAGCUGGGGCAAUCGUUAUUGUCGUGUUCAUCAAAAUGAAAUUCUGUAAAAGAUCUGAUUUAAACGAACUUGAUACAAACGAGAAAGUCAUACCCACGACCACAUUAAAUCCUCAGGAUGGCGUCCAAUAUGGUGAGAAAAAUCAACGUCAAAGUAAAGACUCUGAAAAACAAACUUUUGAUUUAAUGUCAAACUGUGCAAUUUCAAACACUAAUACGAUAGAAACUUCACUUCCGGUACAGGAUGGGAAUUAUUCCUUAGUCAGUGCUUCAGAUUUUGAGGGGGGAAAUGACAAAGUGAAGGAAAGCAACAUUGAUACGAUAGAGACCUCACUUCCAGUACAGGAUGGUAUUUAUUCUUUAAUCAAUGCUUCAGAUUUUGAAGGAAAAAAUGACGGAGUGAAAGAUAAGUGUUUUGACAAAGAAAAUUCAGCAGAGUACAUCACAAAACAGAGUGAUGCUGUCAACACAGUUACUAAUCAGAUCAUUGGAGAGGUGACGGGGGAUGUGUAUGCCUCUGUUUGUAAAAGAGACAAUCUAGAAGACAGCCGAAUUACUGGUCCAAAAGGAGACAUAUACACAACUGUUUCCACGACGUUAAAAACAAAGUGAAUGUCUUGAAAUUUGGAGUGGGAAUCUAGGCUCUUAAAGAGGUUUAGAUCGAUGAAAGAAGGCAAAAUUUUUAUUUAGAGAAGUCAUUUUGUACAUACACUGAAUCCAAGUAACUUUAUAUUUUAGUUUUGUUGUGCAGAGAAUUGGGGGUAGGUACAAAAUAUAGUUUCCAAACUUUUUAAAGAUACAUUUUGAUAGAAAAUAUACUUGACCCUUAUAUAUAUUUUCUCUCUGUAACAGAGUCAAGGUGAUUUUGAAAAAUUAAAACUAUCAUUAAGUUAAGAUCUCGUAAAUGCAAUAAAAGAAUGCUUGAGCACGAGAACCUCACUGUGUACAGAUACUAAUAGUUUUACGCUAUAAAAUCUUUUUUUUAACACAAAGGCGUAGUAGUCCAGCUAGUUUCACAUAUUAGUCGAAACGGUAUCACAUGUGGAUAAUCGAUGUCUUUCCAUAAUAAGGAUGACCGAAAUUUCUGUUUACCAACAUUAUCGUGUAUUACAUGUUCAUGUAUCUUAGAAUACACGUCAAAGAAAGUGAUGAAAUAUUUUUUAAGAAUGCAAUGAAAUAUAUUUCGGAGUUUUAUGAUAAAAUAAAAUCUAUGAGGAAGGACAUUGCAGACCAUAUAAAUUUUUAAAUAUUAUUGAUUUGCAAGAUCUUAUGUAUCAGAUACUAUAUUAGUAUAAUAUUGAAAUUAAAAUGUAUGCUAAUGAAUAAUGAUAGUAACAUUGAAUUGAAGAAAAGGUCCCUUUUCGGAUUGAAGGAAGAAAGUUUAAAAAUGAAGCGUUCUUACACACGUCCUGUUACAUACACUUUAAUUUCAUUUUACAGACAAAUUACCUUUUCACGAUUUGCAAAAUAAUACUAUACAGCACGAAGUGUAAAAAAUUUUCACCGAAAUCGCAUUAUUUCACACUGAGGUUGAACAAGAAAGAUGUUUUGUGAGAAAUAAAAAAAAAUGUGUUGAAUAGGAACAGUGAAAAUUGGAUUUUUAAAAAUUAUCAAUUCAGAAAUCCUAUCUGUUAGGACUACUUACUGUGCACG